GUUUUGGCGCGGUUAUAGAACUAGUGCGUUAGGUAGUUGCUUUUUUGUGGGCUAGAUUGCGUUCCUGUGAAAAGACAGUUAUCAAUUUUUAAAACUAAGGUCGUUCACAUAAAAGAUGCCAUCUGAGGAUAAAAAAAGAAAGGCUCAAGCGAAAAAAGAAGCAGUCAAAAAGCGGAAUCAAAAGCAAACGCGAUCAACGGUGUUAGACAGUGAGAAUAAUGCAAAGACUGAUAAGGAAACCGGUCCUACGUUUCAAAAUGGGUUAGUAUCUGGUUCACUGAACCACAAUCAGAUUCGUGAUGAUGACUUUGUAGGUAGUGAUGAUGAAAACAAAGAAGUACAUCAAUCCUUAGUUGAAACCCUGGAAUGCUUAGAUCUUGUUAGUGAACGUGUUGCUGCAUAUCGAUCUGUUACUGGAGUCCUAGCUUCUCAUCCUGAAGCUAGAGAUGUCCAGUUUUCAAAUUUAAGUAUCACUUUUCAUGGGAAAGCUUUAUUAUCUGAUACUCGUUUGGAAUUAAACAAUGGUCGGAGAUAUGGAUUGAUUGGUCCAAACGGUUGUGGUAAAUCUACUCUUCUAGCUGUAAUAGCCAAUGGGGAACUUCCUGUGCCACCUCAUGUUGAUAUUUUUCUCCUGCAACGUGAAAUGCCACCAACAAGCAAAACUGCAUUGGCGUGUGUGAUGGAAGUAGAUGAAGAACGUGUACGUUUGGAAAAGGAAGCUGCACAACUGGCAUUAGAUAAUGAUCCUGACACUCAUGAACGUUUACUAGAGGUUUAUCAACGGCUAGAUCAUUUAGAUGCUGACAAAGCUGAAGCAAAAGCAGCUGAACUUCUUCAUGGUUUAGGAUUCACUGCAGAAAUGCAAAAGAAAGAGGUUCGCCAUUUUAGUGGUGGUUGGCGAAUGAGAAUCGCUUUAGCUCGAGCUCUGUUCGUUCGUCCUGCAUUACUGCUACUGGAUGAACCAACAAAUCAUUUGGAUUUGAAUGCUUGUGUUUGGUUGGAACGUCAACUAGUCAAUUAUCCACGAUGUUUAGUUGUAAUAUCACAUUCACAAGAUUUUCUCAAUGGUGUUUGUAACCACAUUAUUUUGAUGAACAAGCAGAAAUUGACCUAUUUCGGAGUAAGUUUGCCUUUUUCUCUGAAUAUAUAG
Molecule: messenger RNA, 1150 nt
Organism: Schistosoma turkestanicum
Lineage: Eukaryota; Metazoa; Platyhelminthes; Trematoda; Strigeidida; Schistosomatidae
Source: the annotation of a GenBank genome assembly